Molecule: messenger RNA, 1229 nt
Organism: Pocillopora damicornis (cauliflower coral)
Lineage: Eukaryota; Metazoa; Cnidaria; Anthozoa; Scleractinia; Pocilloporidae
Product: large ribosomal subunit protein mL55
Biological process (GO): translation
Cellular component (GO): mitochondrial large ribosomal subunit
Molecular function (GO): structural constituent of ribosome
Source: RefSeq, a predicted model, not a curated record
UACAACUCAAUUCAUAAUGGCGGCGCUCUUAAGAGCAAAAUUUUGUCGGUUACUAAGGAAAUGUUUGUUCCAAGAUGUCUCAUCCACAUCACCGUCAUCGACAUCGUUGAGCAAACUAAACUUAUUGAUUUCUGCGAGAAGACAAGUCAGUAUCUGUAGUGCAACAAUUAGCCGAAUUCCAAAAAAGGUGUAUUCUCGCAAGUACAAGGUCAGGCUGGUCCAACCAGAUGGUUCAUCUUUCUUCAUUAGAUAUGAAAAGCCAUUGAAAUUAAUUAAACAGCCAAUUAACCCAGCUGAAAUGACAGAAGAAGAGAAGAGAGCAAGGAUGAGGCGAUUAAAACCUGAAAAGCCAAAGACUAUAUAUGAACUUGAGGAUGAGGAUGGGGAUCAUGAUCAGAGAUCAUGGGCUAAUUUAAUGAAGAAGAAAUCUUGAAAGUCACAAAGUAACUCUAUCAUUGCUCAAAAGACACCAGGACUGGCAUACUGUAAUGGUAUACACACACUAAGUGACAAAUUGUUAUGAAAGGUCUCUGCAAAGAACAGCUCUGUGAAUAUGAAAGUGAUCUUCAGCUCUGUGUUGCUUGCCCUAAAUUCUGUAUGAAUUCAAAACAAGCUGAAUAUGUGUGACUUAUCUGAGAUAAAAAAAAUGUUACAUGGGCAGAGUUUCAUAAGGGAAAAUUGAAAAGGAAAGUUGUAGCUGCUACCUAUUGUUCAUUAUAUCUGCCAGGACUUGUCACUUAGUUUGUCCCCUCUUCUGGAAAAAAUUCAAAGUUAACACAAAGUUGUACAAAGGGGGUAAGUUUGUAAAGAAACUGUAGUGCUGCUAUGGUGAGAGAGUAAAACAGAGUAAUUUAGUAUUAUCAACUGAGUUGAUGAAGUAAAUGAUCCACAGUAAAAAGUUUCAAAGCAGAUCUUUUGAGCAUAAGCUCUUCGUCAGAGAAAAUGACAAAGGGUUAACCCUUGGAACAUCAGCUUUGAAACUCCAAACGGUGGCCAAUUUGUGUUAUCAACUCAAUCAAAAAUACUUAAUUACAAAGUUGUACAGCUCACUCAGCAGGCACUCAGGUAACCACUCCAAGUGUUUGAGGUAUAUGUAAAGGUCAAUAUGAGCAUGGACAAAGAUUUAUCCAUUUUAUUUGACUUCUCAACCAUGUGUGUCACCUUAACUUAUGUGUAACAAAUAAUUUUUUUCAAUAAAGUGAUGAAACUUAUCCAGGGUUACAUUAAAA